This is a messenger RNA of Fundulus heteroclitus (mummichog), 6808 nucleotides long. RefSeq names its product sodium channel, voltage-gated, type IV, alpha, b (gene scn4ab). The transcript is spliced from 33 exons. The coding region runs from base 228 to 5711 and encodes 1827 amino acids. Gene Ontology annotation, biological process: membrane depolarization during action potential; sodium ion transmembrane transport; neuronal action potential. Gene Ontology annotation, cellular component: voltage-gated sodium channel complex; axon; plasma membrane. NCBI's taxonomy places the organism in Eukaryota, Metazoa, Chordata, Actinopteri, Cyprinodontiformes, Fundulidae. Gene Ontology annotation, molecular function: voltage-gated sodium channel activity; protein binding. The record is from RefSeq and is a predicted model, not a curated record.
CUGAGGACGGCAGACGGACCCAGAGCGAGGAAGACGGGCUGGAGAACGGACUGAUAGGUAGCCACGCUGCCGGCGCUCGGAUGUCUGCGGGGAUUAUUUGGGAAUAAACACAAGACGCUGCUGGUGCCAUGGCAACCAGGGGGCGGAGCAAAACCUGGAAAUGAGGAGGAAACCAGAGACAGGAGGCCGAGUGUGUGAGGUUUGCGCCGGCUGCUGAACCUGCCGCCAUGAUUACGGUUCUGCUCAUCCCAACACGGCUCUCUGAUCGCAGGUCCACCGUAGGGAACCCCUCAGACCCAGGUUUUUUUCGUGUGCAGAAGGAUUCCAACAAUGGAAAUCAGCACUUUUAUUGGACCUGCUGCACUUUGAUAAGGAGGCAGUUGCCAGACAGCACAGCGGCUUGGUUCGUACUCCGAAAUGCCAAUAUGGCACCUCUGCUGCUCCCUAUUGGUGCGGAGGUGUUCAGACGCUUCACACCAGCCUCACUGGAGGAAAUUCAACGAAGGCAUGAAAUUGAAGAGAAGGCGCAGCAAAGCAGAAAGGAGCAGAACAUCGAGAUAGCAGAGGAGGACCUUCCUAAACCUGCAAGUGAUCUGGAGGCUGGGAAGCCCCUCCCUUUUAUUUAUGGAGAUCCGCCCCCCGAGUUUCUCAACAUCCCAUUGGAGGAGUUGGAUCCCUUCUACCAAGCACAGAAGACCUUCAUCGUGCUCAGUAAAGGGAACAUCAUCUACAGGUUUAAUGCUGAACCAGCGUGUUACCUGCUGAGUCCUUUCAACCCUCUGAGGAUUUUUGCCAUCAGGAUCCUCAUCCAUUCUUUAUUCAGUUUGUUCAUCAUGGUGACGAUCCUGACCAACUGUGUGUUCAUGACCAUGAGUGAUCCUCCACCAUGGAGCAAGACGGUGGAAUACGUGUUCACAGGCAUCUACACGUUGGAGGCGUCCAUCAAAGUUUUAUCCAGAGGAUUCUGCAUGGGAGACUUCACCUUCCUGAGAGACCCGUGGAACUGGCUGGACUUCAUGGUCAUCAGCAUGGCAUACCUGACAGAGUUUGUUGACCUGGGAAAUGUUUCUGCACUGAGGACGUUCAGAGUUCUCCGAGCCCUGAAAACCAUCACAGUAAUCCCAGGUCUAAAGACGAUUGUCGGAGCUCUCAUCCAAUCAGUGAAGAAGCUGCGUGAUGCCAUGAUUCUGACCGUGUUUUGCCUCAGUGUCUUUGCCCUGGUUGGUCUUCAGCUCUUCAUGGGGAACCUCAGACAAAAAUGUGUCCUCAACCCUUUUCUGUCACCCAACAACUAUACAUCCGAGGGAGCCUUCAACUUCAGUUUCUAUGAAGACAACAGCACUGACAUUGAUUUCUACAAUCACAUUAACAACCCAGAAAAUUAUUACUACCUGCCUGGUCAGAUUGAUGCUUUGCUGUGUGGAAACAGCUCUGAUGCAGGGACCUGUCCAGAUGGCUACAUGUGUCUGAAGGCGGGGAGAAACCCAAACUACGGCUACACCAGCUAUGACAGCUUCAGUUGGGCGUUUCUGGCCCUGUUCAGACUCAUGACCCAGGACUUCUGGGAGAACCUGUUCCACCUGACACUGCGAGCCGCAGGGAAAACCUACAUGAUCUUCUUCGUGGUCAUCAUCUUCCUUGGUUCCUUCUACCUCAUUAAUCUCAUCCUCGCGGUGGUCGCCAUGGCGUACGAUGAGCAGAACCAGGCUAACAUAGCUGAGGCCAAACAAAAAGAAGAGGAAUACGCCCAGAUCCUGGAGGCGCUGAAGAAGAGAGAAGAGGAGCAAGCAGCCAUCAGGGCGGCGCUCUUGGAGAAACAAGACCCUACAUCACAGAACCAGGAACAUACUACAAUGGAUGACUAUGAGGAUGACCAGAGGCCGUGUCCUCCAUGCUGGUACGUGUUUGCUGACAUCUUCCUGAAGUGGAACUGCUGUGGCUGUUGGAGAUGGCUGAAAAAAAUUCUCUACACCAUUGUCAUGGAUCCGUUUGUGGACCUCGCCAUCACCAUCUGCAUCGUCCUUAACACCGUCUUCAUGGCCAUGGAGCAUUAUCCGAUGACUGAGGAGUUUGAGGAGAUUCUCAGCAUCGGAAAUCUGGUCUUUACGGGGAUCUUUACGGCUGAGAUGAUUCUCAAACUUCUGGCGAUGGAUCCGUAUUAUUACUUCCAGGUGGGCUGGAACAUCUUUGACAGCAUCAUCGUCACCAUGAGUCUGGUCGAGCUGGGACUGGCUAACGUUCAGGGUCUGUCUGUGCUGCGGUCCUUCAGAUUGAUGAGAGUCUUCAAGCUGGCCAAAUCGUGGCCGACUCUGAACAUGUUGAUAAAGAUCAUCGGGAACUCUGUGGGAGCACUGGGGAACCUGACGCUGGUUCUCGCCAUCAUCGUCUUCAUCUUCGCUGUCGUUGGGAUGCAGCUUUUUGGAAAGAGCUACAAAGACUGCGUCUGUCGCAUCGCAGCAGACUGCGAGCUUCCUCGCUGGCACAUGAACGACUUCUUUCACGCCUUCCUCAUCAUCUUCAGGGUUCUGUGUGGCGAGUGGAUCGAGACAAUGUGGGACUGUAUGGAGGUGGCAGGGGAGACUAUGUGUCUGAUUGUCUUCAUGAUGGUUCUGGUGAUUGGAAACCUGGUGGUCCUGAAUCUGUUCCUGGCCUUGUUGCUGAGCUCGUUCAGUGGAGGCAGUCUUUCAGCUACAGAGGAGGAAGGAGAAAACAAUCUCCAGAUUGCAAUAAACCGGAUCAGCAGGGCCGUAGCCUGGACCAAGGCCUGGUUCCUGAAACAUAUCUGGUCUCUGGUGAGAAAGACGACAAACGUGAACUCAGAUCCGACAGCUGCAAGCUGUGUCGAAAGCGACAAAUCCAAGGAGGUUUUGGCUCUGACGAUCAUGAGUUCAGAACAGCUGAUGGCACAAGUCCCAGACCCCAACCUGAGCAGCUACUACCAUAACAUCACGUCCCUGAAGGUCCCCAUGGCUGAGGCCGAGUCUGACUUUGAGAUGCCUUAUAAUGAUGAUGAUGAUGAUGAUGAGGAGGAGGAGGAGGAGGAGGAUGAGGAGGAGGAUAAUAUAGAAGAAAAGCUCCUACAAGGCGAUGAGGCUUCGCUCUGCAGCACCGUGCAGAGACCUCCUGAAGUCCCAAUAAAAGAAGAGGAAGAGGACAUUCCUGAAGACUGUUGCACAGACAAGUGUUACAGUCGCUGUCCGUGGCUGGACAUAGACACGUCCCAGAGCAAAGGAAAAAUCUGGUUUAAUAUAAGGAAAACGUGUUACACCAUCGUAGAGCACAAUUACUUUGAAACGUUCAUCAUCUUCAUGAUCCUGCUGAGCAGCGGAGCUCUGGCCUUUGAGGACAUCUACCUUGAGCAGCGGCGGGUGAUCAAGAUAAUUCUGGAAUAUGCAGAUCAGGUUUUCACGUACGUGUUUGUGAUCGAGAUGGUUCUCAAGUGGGUGGCCUAUGGAUUCAAGACCUACUUCACUAAUGCCUGGUGCUGGUUGGACUUCCUCAUCGUAGAUGUGUCCCUGGUGUCACUGACAGCAAACAUUCUGGGAUACUCUGAGCUGGGAGCCAUCAAGUCUCUGAGGACUCUGAGGGCACUAAGGCCUCUCAGGGCCUUGUCUCGCUUUGAGGGCAUGAGGGUGGUGGUCAAUGCGCUGGUGGGCGCCAUCCCCUCCAUCUUCAACGUGCUGCUGGUCUGUUUGAUCUUCUGGCUCAUCUUCAGCAUCAUGGGCGUGAACCUGUUUGCCGGGAAGUUUUAUUACUGUUUCAACGUAACGUCAGGAGAAGUAUUCCUCCCCGACGAAGUCGACAAUAAGACCCAGUGCCUCGCUCUGAUCGAGCAAAACUUCACCGAUGUGCGCUGGAAGAACAUCAAGAUCAACUUCGACAACGUAGGGAUGGGCUACCUGUCUCUGCUGCAAGUGGCCACGUUUAAAGGCUGGAUGGACAUCAUGUAUUCAGCGGUGGACUCUAGACAGGUGGAGUCCCAGCCAGUGUACGAGGACAACCUGUACAUGUACCUGUACUUUGUCUGCUUCAUCAUCUUUGGCUCCUUCUUUACCCUCAACCUCUUCAUUGGGGUCAUCAUCGACAAUUUCAACCAGCAGAAAGCAAAGCUCGGAGGAACAGAUCUCUUCAUGACAGAAGAACAGAAAAAAUACUACAAUGCCAUGAAGAAACUGGGCUCCAAGAAGCCACAGAAGCCAAUUCCUCGACCCACAAACAAGUUUCAGGGUCUGGUCUUUGACCUUGUGACCAAGCAGUUUUUCGACAUCCUCAUCAUGGUGUUGAUCUGCCUCAACAUGGUGACGAUGAUGGUGGAGACAGACGAGCAGAGUCCCGAGAAGGAAGAAAUCCUGUACUGGGUCAACCUCGUCUUCAUCAUCAUCUUCAGCGGAGAGUGCUCCCUCAAGAUGAUCGCCCUGCGGAAGCACUACUUUAACGUGGGCUGGAACAUAUUUGAUUUUGUGGUGGUGAUACUGUCUGUUGUAGGCCUCCUUCUUGCUGACAUCAUUGAGAAGUACUUUGUUUCUCCGACCCUCUUCCGUGUGAUCCGAUUGGCUCGCAUUGGCCGGAUCCUGCGUCUCAUUCGUGGAGCCAAGGGAAUCCGAACGCUGUUGUUCGCCUUGAUGAUGUCCCUCCCUGCCCUCUUCAACAUCGGCCUCCUCCUCUUCCUCAUCAUGUUCAUCUUCUCCAUCUUCGGGAUGUCUAAUUUCGCCUACGUGAAGAAAGAGGCCAUGAUCGAUGACAUCUUUAACUUCGAGAGCUUUGGGAACAGCAUGAUCUGUCUGUUCAUGAUCACCACAUCGGCCGGAUGGGACGGCUUGCUCAACCCCAUCAUGAACACGCCUCCGGACUGCGAUCCGGACUUCGAGAACCCCGGCUCACACGUCAGGGGAAACUGCGGCAGCCCGGCGGUCGGCAUCGUCUUCUUCACCUCCUACAUCAUCAUGUCCUUCCUGGUGGUGGUCAACAUGUACAUCGCCAUCAUCCUGGAGAACUUCAACGUCGCCACCGAGGAGAGCGCCGACCCGCUGUCCGAGGACGACUUCGAUAUGUUCUACGAGACCUGGGAGAAGUUCGACCCUCGAGCCUCGCAGUUCAUACACUACAGCGAGCUGUCAGACCUCUGUGAUGCUCUGCAGGAUCCUAUGAAGAUUCCCAAACCCAACACCCUCAAACUGAUACAAAUGGACCUGCCUCUGGUUCCAGGAGACAAGAUCCACUGCAUGGACAUCCUGCUGGCUCUCACAGCAGAGGUUUUAGGUGAAUCUGAGGCUAUGGAUGCUCUGAAGGCCACCAUAGAGGAGAAGUUCAUGGCCAACAACCCGUCAAAGAUGUUGUACGAGCCAAUCAGUAACACCUUGCGGAGGAAACAUGAAGAGCUGGCGGCCGCGGUGAUCCAGAGAGCCUACAGGAGACACCUCCUGCGGCGAGUGCUCCGACUGGCGUCCCGCAAGUACAGAGAGCUGAGGGAGGGACGGCGAGACGAUCCGUCUCCCCCAGAGACAGAAGGAUUUCUCUGUGAACGAAUCGACCAGCUGUACGGACACAGAGAGGCGAGUCCAGCUGCUUCGGGUGAGGACCGGAGCGUCCAGGUGGAGCCAGAGAGGGACAUUCUCCUCCACUCCGCUCCGCCGCACGGCGUCUGGAACUUUCUGCAGGACGACAGCCAGACAGAGUCGACGACGCAGUCUGUGAAAAAGGCAGCAGACUGACUCCUCUGUCAGCUUCAGCUUCCCUGAAGACGGAGGUUUCACCACAGAGACGCGUGCAGACCCUGUCCCAAACCCCUUCAUCUUUUCUUCCCCCAGAUGAUGUCUCUCUCUGUCCGCAGAAACUUUGUCCAGACCCACAGAGAAGAUGACUGGGUUCUUAUAUAAAAUAUGUUCCCCAACAGCCUUUCACUUCACUGCUCACUGUUUCAAGUCUUUACUGGUUUUUCUCUCCUGAUUGGUGGAUGUUGAUGAAGGAACCAAUGGGUGCCGAGACGGAGGUAGGAAACCAGCCAAUCAGAGACGGUUUGGACUGGGCGAGGGAAAAACAAACGGCUGCGUACUGUCGAGCGGCCGAGCGGAGCCGAUGGGAACGUCGGACGGUUGGAGCUUCCUCUCCUGGUCAAGCAGCCAAUCAGAUCCAUCGGAGGGAGCGCCGAACGCCCACCUGAGGCUGCGCUCACGCAGAAUCAAAACGUCUUAAAUCAACGUCGGCCUAUCUGUCUGGAGAGCGAAGGGGUUCAGGCUGUGCGUUAACCAGCAGAUGUCUUUAGUCAGUUCAGGAUUUUAUUUCUGCACGUUGAUUUUUGUCGACUAUUUGUGAUGUCAUGACAGCUCCUACCUGGUUUAAGGUGGCGCCUGCUUCCACCAGCGGACGCCCUGCCCUGCAUGUUAGAGCAUAAUCCUCCCGUUCCGGGGAUCGUCAUCGGGCUCACUGCUAACAGAGUCCCUCUUUCCACAGCUGAUAACAUGUGUGAUGGCAUCACUGGUGUAAAAGUGAGUCAUUUUUAGCUAAAUGAAACAAAUGUUAAAGAAUAAUAAUCACAACUUUUACUUCAGUAUUUUCUUUCUUUCUUUCUUUCUUUCUUUCUUUGUAUUUUUAAGAAGUAUUUAUCAGUGAUGAUCCUCAGGGAUCGGUAUUAUUCAGAUGAAACAUCAGUCCUUUUCUUUUCAGCAGGAAAUCAUCACAUGUGUUGUUGUUUUUCUUGAUGAAAUAAUGUUUUUAAAUGUACCUUUUUGGGUUAAUGGAUUAAUUGGUAUAUUCCAAGUAUUUUACCUGCAUUAACAUCUAUACGAUUAAAGCUUCAGAUUUUACCAAG